This is a messenger RNA of Galendromus occidentalis (western predatory mite), 1421 nucleotides long. RefSeq names its product carbohydrate sulfotransferase 11-like. NCBI's taxonomy places the organism in Eukaryota, Metazoa, Arthropoda, Arachnida, Mesostigmata, Phytoseiidae. Gene Ontology annotation, molecular function: sulfotransferase activity. Gene Ontology annotation, biological process: carbohydrate biosynthetic process. The record is from RefSeq and is a predicted model, not a curated record. The transcript has a single exon. Gene Ontology annotation, cellular component: membrane. Bases 1 to 1038 code for a protein of 345 amino acids.
AUGCGUAGAGACUUGACGCUUCUUCUGUGCGGGGUAGGGUUCUUGGCUCUGCUUGGUUAUCGGUACGACCUGAACGCCACCGCAUUGUUGGAACGCAAAUGGUUCUUUCGUUUCAAUCGUCGUUAUUCUGAGGAGUCCCCGCUGCGUGCCAACCUCGACGACAUCAACUUGACGCUGCCCGACUCCCAGGAAUACCGGCAGGCUCGACUGAAGAGAGUCUGUCUCCGGUACCAGGAUCGUCUCAAUCGAACACGUCAUCGAGGUCGCGGAAGUAACUUUUUCCCAAAAACUCACCAGCCUCGCUUCUGUAGCACUGCAGAUUGUCCGCUACUGGUGGAUCUCAAGCACAGAUUUCUUUUCUGUUUCGUCCAAAAAGUCGCGUCGACUUCGGCUAAAGUCCUGUUCCUCCGCGAGUUCCGCACCCCUGAUCGAGCUCUCAGAAGAGACGAAGUCACCGCUUUACAUGAAGUUGCCAACGAUAAACUGCUCCGGGUAGGUCCGAUGUACUACGGUCCGAAGCAGUUGAAGACGUUUCACAAAGCCAUGUUCGUUCGUCAUCCGUUCGAGAGGUUGGUGUCCGUUUACGAAGACAAGGUGGGUCGGGAACCUUCAGAGGUCUCGUUUUUCUACGACAAAUACUUCAAGAAAUUCAACGGACGCCGGAACAUCACUGGAACGAUGAGUUUCGUGGACUUCGUCGAUUAUCUGAUCGAAACACCAAGAUUCGAAUACGAUGAGCACUGGAUGCCAUAUUUUGAGAGAUGUGAACCCUGCACUGUCGGCUACGAUUUCCUGGGGAAGCUGGAGACCGCUGAUAGCGACUUCGAAGCCAUGCUCAAAGUGAACGGACUCGACGAGCUCGAACCCCGACUGAAACACCUCAACGCACGCAACGAGUCCACCUUCGUCGAACAGUUCUUCAUACAGCUAGAACGAAACCAGAUUAUGGCCUUGUAUAGAAUAUACCGUUUCGAUUUCGAAUUAUUCGGCUACAACAUCCUCAACUACAUCGACACAUUUGAUAACGGCAUGUUUUAGUUAAUGUUGUAUCGAAUAACCAAACUUACAAGACGAGGCACAUUCCGGCCCCUCCAGUCCUCACCGCGUCUCGGUGGUCGAUUGCUCAGAGGAGUCUCCUCGUCAACUUGAAUAAGAGAUUAUAGAAUACCCUAACAAAGCUCAUCAGAUACUUGUGAUGUUGUAAAGUUUUAAGAAUACUUUUUAAUUUUUAAAAAAAUAGAUAUCCCCUCGGGCGGUCAUCGUCUCACAACGAAUGCUCGCUUAGCCGCGUGGAUAUUCAAUCGCUCGAAUAUUUCCCGGCGGGAAUCCAAUGACACAUGGAAUUUGUACUGCACGAGUAUGAAGCUUCGAUUGGGUUUUAUCGAAGAGAAUUGAUCGACCCAAUGCACGAAUUCGUAUUC